This is a messenger RNA of Ictalurus furcatus (blue catfish), 3896 nucleotides long. It is a transcript of the gene ajuba, whose product is annotated as ajuba LIM protein. The record is from RefSeq and is a predicted model, not a curated record. Lineage: Eukaryota; Metazoa; Chordata; Actinopteri; Siluriformes; Ictaluridae. Gene Ontology annotation, biological process: regulation of DNA-templated transcription; negative regulation of hippo signaling; response to hypoxia. Bases 1175 to 3319 code for a protein of 714 amino acids. Gene Ontology annotation, molecular function: transcription corepressor activity. The transcript is spliced from 9 exons. Gene Ontology annotation, cellular component: nucleus; transcription regulator complex; adherens junction.
CUACAGAAGAAGAAAGAAGGGGGAGGUAGAGAGAAAUUGCAGCAAAGAAAGAAAGUUAAUCGGCGUUGUUUCAUUUUCAGAUUUUUUUUUCCUAUUUAAACAAAAAAGACACGCUCGUUUUCCUCCCAGAAGGUUUGGAUAAGUGCUCCGACGCGUCUGCGACUCUUUCGCACAUUUCUUUUUGUCCCUCUUGUUUGAGGUUUUCCACUAUUUUUUUAUUUUUUGGAGUUCAUUUUCUCUCCAGCAGGAUUGGAAAUAGUGGGAAAGCGCCGAGGAAGCGGGUCAGUGUUCAGGUACACGUUAUUUGUUGGUUUACAGCGUAUAUAAGGCUACUGUGUUACUGCUGAAAACGAAGCCUUUUCUCUUAAAAAGGAAAAAAACAAAGCAAAAAAGCUGAGGAGAAAACGACAUUUUUUUCCUGCCUUCCCCGUGUUUGGAGUCAGUUAGCUGAGACGGAGCGGGUUGAAAACUUUUUGACCAGAGAAGUAGCUUGUGAGCUGACUUAAAGCUGCAUCAAGAAAAACAAAUCCGACCCGAGAGCAGCCUGAGUGUGACCCGCUACAUUCAUCGCGCUUCAGUCAACAACUACACACGAAAUAACUUCGUUAGUUUUAAAGACUAGUGUGCUUUUAAAAGCUCGGACGUCUGGCCUUGGGACGCACGUAAAACGUGUCGUUUUAUUAUAUGUGAGCAGAGGCAUCAUUAACCCGCUACCAAAUGGAUGUGCAUGCUUCCCUUCUCUCAGGCAGAAGCAUGAGAUUCGCGACGUGGAAACUUUCAGGCCACAUCAAACAUCUCUUCAAGUCUCAUUAAUCCGAGAUGUAGCCCACAUGCCAGAACGUGUUUUUUCCCCUUUAACUUAUCUUUAUUUUAUCUGAGAUAUUUAUUGUUAGUUGAACAUACAAGACAGGUCUUGAACUGUUAAUUUUAUUAUUAUUUUUAUUAUUAUUAUUAUUAUUAUUAUUAUUAUUAUCAUAAUCCUUUUUUUAUUGUCAUUUCACCUGCUGUAGAUCUAGAAAGACUUGAACAUUGUUCGCUUUGUGUUUACACUGUAUUUAUGAUCCUGUAUUUAAGCUGUAGUCUUUCAGGUGUCAUUUCGGAAGUGUUUGAUUAAGAUUGAUUGAUUGAUUGAUUAACACUUAUUCAGGCUAUUUAUUAGAUAUUUGGAGAGAUCAUGGAGAAAAUCGGCAGCAAACUGAAGCAAAAGUUUAAACUGGCCGAUUCGGGCAGCGUCAAGUUUAGCAAAAAGAAAACAGACCUCUCAAACACAAAUAACAACAGUAAUAGUGUAAAUAGUACAGCGCAGGUCGUGACACACUUGAACCCAGUGGCGAGCCCGUCACCUGCAAGUACGUCUCAGUUCAGCCUCACCUGCUCACCCUCCAUUGAGACGUGUUCAGGUGCCAGAUCGGCAAAGGUGGUCAACUCUCAGAGGGUGUCGUCCUGUGUUGCCUCCGCCACCUCACCAACUGUACCGGAAGAAUCUGGGCCUUCGCUCGAACACCACCCAGUGACGCUUGCACCUUUGCGGCGACGCUCGCCUCAGCAGCGUGCGUCUUGCUACCUGCCGGACACCGUGGAAGGCCGAGGUUCCUGUGAUCAGUCCAGGCGUACAGAUUUGCUUCAAGGUGAACAUGCCGACCCACAAGGUGCUUACAGCCCGAAUACACGAGCCGCCCUGAACCAGCGCCGGUAUUCCCUGGAGCUUCAGCAGCUUGUGAGACGGCAGCAACUCCUUGCCCAGCCUCCACUGUCUUCCAUGCCACCUCCGUACCCGACACCUGGCCCAGUCAGCCGCUCAGGCUCUGCCGAACCAAGCUUUCUGCCUGAACCAGAACGCCACAAGCGCUUCUCCCUGCAGGAGGCGCUGUUCUACAAGCGCUGGAGCUCUGGUGGGGAGCCGUGGGACAGCGGCAGGCCGGCGUCGCUUUCGCACCCUCCAACAAGGAGCCAUGAAGGUGCUGGGGCUACCUGCCUCUUUCCUUCCGGACCAGCAUUGAGCCCCUGCUCUUCCUUUAGCCUGCAGGAGUCAGUGUUAGCCAGCCCACGCUCAAGCUUCGCCAGCAGCACAGCUAGUGGAGGUGGAGGUGGUGGUGGUGGAGGAGGAGGGGGCGGCGGCGGCACAAGCGGAAGUCCUAUCGGAAGUCCGUGCAGCAGUAACCGCACCAGCGGCAUUAGCUUGGGCUACGACAGUCGCCACGUGUCUGGCCCUGCCCAGCCGCUGCACUUCUCCUCCACACAGCUAGGUGGUGCCACCACUGGGCAUGUGUACACAACAUCUGGCCCUGGGAAAGCAGGAGCACCCCCGAUAGAGGUGUGGAGGGACUAUCUAGAACGAACAUCAGGGAUCGGAGGAGGUUUUCAAGAUGGCCGUCAUUCGUACCCGCCAGCGGGCAGUUCCCCAGCAGCAACAGAGUGGUGGAGUGGCGCAGAGCAACGGGGGCCGAGGACUGAGAGCACAGGGGAGCGGAUGAGGCACUCAGACCUGCCAGGUACCCACUACCAACAGGAGCUGACACGCCUCCUACUGAGGGACAUGACACUGGAGGGAGAGGAGCAGCUGGGAGGACUAACCUUGAGGGAGCAGCCUCUGUCCACCUCUGCACCUCCUGCAGCCAGUGUAUCUGUGGCUGCGAAACCUCAGGAGGAACAAGUGUCUCUGAGGGAACCACCGUCAGCCUUGGACAGACAAGAAUUUUUUGGAACGUGUGUGAAGUGUGGAAGAGGUGUGUAUGGUGCAGAUAAUGCUUGCCAGGCUCUGGACAGUCUCUAUCACACUCGCUGCUUUACCUGUGUGUCCUGCGGUCGCACACUUCGAAACAAGGAUUUCUACAAUGUCGGUGGAUCAGUGUAUUGUAAGGAGGAUUACAUGUUUUCUGGCUUCCAGGCAGCAGCAGAAAAAUGCUGUGUGUGUGGCCACCUGAUCCUGGAGCAGAUUCUGCAGGCCUUGGGGAACUCGUAUCACCCGGGUUGUUUCCGCUGCACGGUCUGCUCGAAGACUCUGGACGGCGUGCCUUUCACAGUGGACUACCUCAAUAACGUCUACUGCGUUGCAGACUACAACAGGACAUUCGCUCCUAAGUGCGCUGCCUGUUUACAACCGAUUUUACCUGCUGAGGGCAGUGAGGAGAUUCUCAGGGUGGUAUCCAUGAACAAAGACUAUCACUUUGAGUGCUAUCACUGUGAGGAGUGUGGGAAGCAGCUCUCUGAUAAACCAGGCUCGCAGUGCUUCCCCCUGGACUCCCACCUCCUCUGCCACUCCUGUCACAUGAGCAGGGUGUGCGCCUCUCACAGCCUUCCCUCACACAACACACACUGAAUGGGGGAGAGACCGGUGUUCCGUUGGACCAACCUACACUGCUUUGUGAUUACAUAUGCAUAUUUGUGACCCAAGAUUAUUUGUCACUGUGUUUUUAAAGUAUUUGCUCUUUCCUUGUGUUUUUUUCCCCCACCACCACCUGCACACACAUGCUGCAGAUUGCAACACUGAAAAGAGGUGGUGUGAUGCUAUUGACUGAUUUCUCAAAUUUGAGGUCCUACAUUUCAAGUGUGGAACUAGACGGAGGCAUGUGUCCCUCUAGUGGCCAGUAAGAUCAUGAUUCACAGAAUCCUGCUGAUUUUUAAACUUUGGGUGCAAGGUUGGAGCAACCUUACUAAGUUAUUAGGGAGAAUGAAACAUCAUGUUGAGCUACUGUUUAUAUUCUCAUAUCUGCUGUAGAAAAAAAAUUACAAGGGAUUAUUCUUAACUUUUUUUAAAAAAUAUUUAAUAUCACUAGCAAAGAUUUUGCACUUAAAUGAACAUGUUUACCUUAAGAGAUUUUUUUUUAAAGAAAUGUUUCUGCAAAAGAGUAAAAACAUUCCUGUAUCUGUCUUUAUUAAUAAACUUCUUUCUAUCU